Messenger RNA from Soboliphyme baturini, 1701 nucleotides. The record is from the annotation of a GenBank genome assembly. Lineage: Eukaryota; Metazoa; Nematoda; Enoplea; Dioctophymatida; Soboliphymatidae.
AUGCGGUUGGCCAUCAUUGGGCAGAGUGUCUUUGGCGCUGAAGUUUACAAACUACUUAAAGAACGUGGACAUGAAAUAGUGGGAGUUUUCACAAUUCCGGACAAGAACAAUCGGCCUGACCCUCUUGCUGCUGAGGCGCAAAAAGACGGUGUUCCUCUUUUCAAAGUGGCCCGGUGGAGAGCUAAUAAACAAAUUAUUCCGCAGUUGUUGGAAAAUUACAAGAGUGUCAACCCAGAAUUGAACGUAUUGGCGUUCUGCUCCCAGUUCAUUCCAAUGGACGUUAUCAAUUAUCCCGUUCAUCAUUCCAUUGUUUACCACCCGUCUUUGUUGCCUAAACAUCGAGGCGCUUCUGCCAUUAACUGGACUUUGAUAAACGGUGAUGACAAGGCUGGUCUGACAGUAUUUUGGGCUGACGACGGUCUUGACACUGGUCCCAUGUUGCUACAGAAAGAAUGCCCUGUUCUGCCAAACGACAGCGUAGAUUCACUCUACUCGCGAUUUCUUUUGCCAGAAGGAGUGAAGGCCAUGGCUGAGGCUGUUGAUCUUAUCGCGAACAAUCGAGCUCCGCACAUCAUUCAAACAGAUGAAGGGGCUUCUUAUGAUCCUCAUAUUUCUGCCAAACCAGAACUAGCUGAAAUCAACUGGGAUCAACCCGCCCAUGUUAUACAUAACUUCAUUCGAGGCUGUGAUAAGGUACCCGGUGCAUGGUCGUCUUUCGGUGAAAAGAAGGUUGCAUUCUAUGGAAGUGAAUUGUGGAAUAACGAUGUUCCUGAAAAUUUGAACGUCAUCGACGAUGCUCCUGUUUUUGCUGGAACUCACGCUUCAGGGAUGCUGCUGAAAGGAAACGACAAUAAAUACGUAAACGUUCAUUUUGUUUCCUCUGAGGAUACCGGGAUGAUACCCGCAUCGAGGUAUGGCCAGAUGGGUGAUGCGAACGACGUUGUUCUGGACUUUAACGAAAACGAGCUUGUUCUCAAAACUGCGAUAACGAAUUCGUGGAAGAACAUACUUAAUACUGAAAACUUCACGCCAGACACAGACUUUUUCAAGUCCGGCGCCGGAUCGCUUGACGUAACAAGAUUAUUGGAAGAACUUCAUCAUAUGUGUGGCGUUGAACUGGAACCUGAAAUCGUUUAUCUCAAUCCAAAGUUCGGCCAGUUCGUCAACGCUGUCAUUCUGAAGAUGCGCGAUCAAAGCAGUGAUCAGAAGAUGGCUGCCAUCGAUUUGGUGAAACUCACAGCCAACGGAAUGGAGGUCAGUUUUCCCCAUCAGUUAUUCAUCGACGGUCAGUUCGUCGACAGCGUCUCUGGUGAAACCUACGAAACGAUCAAUCCAGCCAAUGAAUCUGUGAUAUGCUCAGUCUCUAAAGCAGGAAUUGCUGACGUUAAUGCCGCCGUCGAAGCUGCGAAGAAAGCUUUUGAAGCCGGCUCGUGGUCGAACAUGAGUGCCAGCGAUAGAGGUCGCAUUCUUUAUCGACUCGCCGAUGUACUAGAAGAACAUAAAGAGGAAUUAGCGACGAUCGAAUCUAUUGACUCUGGAGCAGUGUACACAUUGGCUUUAAAGACUCAUAUCGGCAUGUCGAUUAACACGUGGCGGUAUUUUGCGGGAUGGUGCGAUAAAAUUCAAGGAUCCACUAUACCGAUCAGCAGUGCUCGACCAAAUAAAAAUUUAACUUUUACCAAGAAAGAACCAAUAGGGUAA